AUGAGUUGGAUGUUCCUCAGAGACCUCUUAAGUGGAGUAAAUAAAUACUCCACUGGGAUUGGGCAGAUUUGGCUGGCUGUUGUGUUCAUCUUCCGGUUGCUGGUCUACAUGGUGGCAGCAGAGCAUGUGUGGAAAGAUGAGCAGAAAGAGUUUGAGUGCAACAUUAGACAGCCUGGUUGUGAAAAUGUGUGUUUUGACUACUUCUUCCCCAUCUCCCAGAUCAGACUUUGGGCCUUACAACUGAUCAUGGUCUCUACGCCUUCACUUCUGGUGGUUCUACAUGUAGCCUAUCGCGAGGGUAGAGAGAAAAGGCACAGAAAGAAACUCUAUGUCAGCCCAGGUACAAUGGAUGGGGGCCUGUGGUACACUUACCUUAUCAACCUCAUUGUUAAAACUGGUUUUGAAAUUGGCUUCCUGGUUUUAUUUUAUAAGCUGUAUGACGGCUUUAGUGUUCCCUAUCUUAUGAAGUGUGAUUUGAAGCCUUGUCCCAACACUGUGGAUUGCUUCAUCUCCAAACCCACAGAGAAAACUAUCUUCAUCCUCUUCUUGGUCAUGACCUCGUGCCUGUGCAUUGUAUUGAACGUCAUUGAACUGAGCUUUUUGGUUCUCAAGUGUUUUAUUAAGUGCUGUCUCCAAAAAUACCCUAAAAGACUCAAGUGCUGGGUGUGUGAGUGCCACAACCUCAGAUAUAUUGAAUGUGGUGAGAUAGGGGCCCCUCCCCUAGCCCAGAAUCACCAUUCAGACACGGCCCUAAGCACAUCCCAGCGAGGUGAAACAAAGCUACUUUGUGACACACAAGAGAGUUAA
Molecule: messenger RNA, 807 nt
Organism: Diceros bicornis minor
Lineage: Eukaryota; Metazoa; Chordata; Mammalia; Perissodactyla; Rhinocerotidae
Gene: GJB7
Product: gap junction protein beta 7
Exons: 1
Coding region: 1-807 (268 amino acids)
Biological process (GO): cell communication
Cellular component (GO): connexin complex
Source: RefSeq, a predicted model, not a curated record